This is a messenger RNA of Colletotrichum chrysophilum, 1701 nucleotides long. RefSeq lists its product as uncharacterized. The coding region runs from base 1 to 1701 and encodes 566 amino acids. NCBI's taxonomy places the organism in Eukaryota, Fungi, Ascomycota, Sordariomycetes, Glomerellales, Glomerellaceae. Gene Ontology annotation, biological process: carboxylic acid metabolic process; sphingolipid catabolic process. The transcript has 3 exons. Gene Ontology annotation, cellular component: endoplasmic reticulum. Gene Ontology annotation, molecular function: pyridoxal phosphate binding; sphinganine-1-phosphate aldolase activity. The record is from RefSeq and is a predicted model, not a curated record.
AUGCCCGGCAGCUCCCGUAUCCCCGCCAGCUUGCGCGAGAGCUUGCAACACGUUAAGCGCACCAGACAAGCCAAUCCGCUGCUGGUCCUGAACCUCGACUUGCUGCGCAAUAUCAUUUUCUUCCUCUUCGUCUGGCGAUGGACGCGCAAGACUUUCCUCAAGCUCAAGGGCCGCGGCCUGAUCGGCAGCAUCGUCGAGCUGUACAUUGACAUCCGCCGCGUCCUAUAUGGCUACUUCCUGCGCGCUCCCGGCGUGCGCGGCCAGGUCCAGAAGCAGGUCAACGAGACCAUGGCGAAGCUGCAGAGCAAGAUGAUCCCCAAGGACCUGACCCGAUACCUCACACUCCCCAAGGAAGGCAUGUCAGACGAGGACAUCAAGAAGGAGCUGGAUGCACUGGCGAACCUGGACCACACGAGAUGGGAGGAUGGAUACGUCUCGGGUGCCGUCUACCAUGGCGAGGACGAGCUUCUGAAGCUGCAAACCGAGGCUUUUGGCAAGUUCACGGUUGCGAACCCGAUUCAUCCGGACGUCUUCCCUGGCGUGAGGAAGAUGGAAGCCGAGGUCGUUUCUAUGGUCCUGGCCAUGUUCAACGCUCCUCCCGGCGCUGCCGGUGCUACCACCAGCGGUGGUACUGACAGUAUCCUCUCGGCAUGCUUGAGCGCGCGCCAAAGAGGCUAUCACGAGAAGGGUAUCACAGAGCCUGAAAUGAUUCUGCCCGAGACCGCACACACUGCCUUCCGCAAGGCCGGCGACUACUUCAAGAUCAAGAUUCACUACGUUGCAUGCCCAGCGCCCAACUACCAGGUCGACGUCCGCGCUGUUUCCCGUCUGAUCAACAGCAACACGAUCCUUCUCGUUGGCUCUGCCCCGAACUUCCCCCACGGUAUCAUCGAUGACAUCAGCACUCUGUCCAAGCUUGCCUUCAAGAAGAAGCUAUGCUUGCACGUCGACUGCUGUCUGGGUUCCUUCAUGGUGCCGUUCCUGGACAAGGCCGGUUUCGAGACUGAGCUGUUUGACUUCCGUCUGAAGGGUGUCACCAGCAUCAGCUGCGAUACCCACAAGUAUGGUUUCGCCCCCAAGGGCAACUCGACCGUCCUGUACAGGUCGGCUGAACUCCGCAAGUACCAAUACUACGUUUCACCGGAUUGGUCUGGCGGCGUCUACGGUUCCCCUGGUAUGGCGGGCUCGCGUCCAGGUGCCCUGAUUGCCGGUUGCUGGGCCAGUUUGAUGAAAGUCGGUGAGGCUGGUUACGUCGACGCUUGUGUCAAGAUCGUCGGUACGGCCAAGAAGAUCGUGGAGAAGAUCCGCGAGACCCCGGCGCUGGACAACGAGCUCGAGAUCCUCGGCAAGCCCCUCGUGUCCGUCGUCGCCUUCACCGCCAAGAACCUCAACGUUUACGAUAUUGCCGACGGCAUGUCUGAGAAGGGGUGGCACUUGAACGCCCUGCAAAACCCCCCUGCUAUCCAUGUCGCUGUUACUUUGCCCAUCACCAAGGUUUACGAGAAGCUUCUUACUGAUCUGGAGGCCGUCGUGGAGGCCGAGAAGGAGAAGGAGAGAGUGCGCGCGGUUGAGGGGAAGGGCGUAAAGGGUAAGGCGGUCGGCGACUCGGCGGCUCUCUACGGAGUUGCUGGAUCUCUGCCCAACAAGAGUGUGGUUGUUGACUUGGCCAAUGGCUUUUUGGAUUUGUUGUACAAAGCAUAA